AUGAGAAUACACCGGAUAGCUACUUUAGACAGAGGAAGUGAAAAAAGCGUGCAAACAAGAGUCUUUUCAGAGAGUGAACUAACACAGAACGAGAGGCACAAAGAGUAUAUUCGGGCAGUUAAGGACAUAAAGCUGGAUCACAUCUUUAGAAAGCCCUUCAUUGGCUGCUUAAGCUCCCACACUGAUGGAGUCACCCGAAUAGUAAAAUCGUCCACGUCAAAAGUUCUCUACGCAUCCACUAGCUACGACGGAACAGUAAAAGUGUGGAACAUGAACAAGCGGGAGGAGAUUGAAACCGUAUCACUCAACCAGAACGCGCCAGUUGCAAUUUCCUUCCUUAACGACGCGCUGCUGUACAGCAAAGACACGCGCAUUGUGCACAGAGAGGUAAACUAUGCGGACAUUCUUACAGGAUCCGUAGAAGAGCUGUCUGCUCCGGUGGAGACUGAGUUUGUGUCAGGGGCUGGUGUGCUGGACAUAGUUGGUGCAGGGGAAACGCAGUUCUACGCCUCAACGGUUGAUGGGAUUGAAAUUUUUGACAAAAGCCGAAUAAAGGCAAUUGCAAGCUAUAAAGGAGAGCGGCAGGCAAAAAGGCUGUACAUAAGCCAGGAUGCCAGGCCGCUGCUCUAUGCAAUUGAAGGAAACAAGAUCGUUGGAUAUGACAGCAGAACAGGAAAACAGGAAAUUGACAUCGUGGCAAAGGCAGAGAUCAACGCGCUCUCAAUCGAUCCGUCAGAGCCUUCGCUAAUAGCUGCAGGAACCAACAACGGAGAGAUCUACAUGUACAACACCUACUACACAAGCAACAACACAGGAUACAUAACCCCGCCGGCAAGAACCCUGAGAGGGCACACGACCGCAAUAACAGACAUACAGCACUCUGCAAAUGGCACGCGAAUUGUGACGGGCUCAACAGAUAGAACUGUUCGGAUAUUUACAAACGACGUCACACACAGACAGGAGGCACUCUACCAUAACAAGAGAAUGCAGAGCGUAAACGCAGUCUGCUGCACAAGCGACAACGCAUACAUCCUUUCCGGAAGUGUAGACACAAAUAUACGAAUAUGGAAGCUGGACCCGAACUCUAGCACAAAGAUAUGCACACGAGCAGAGGAAAACUCCAGAGCGCUUGGAAACAUGAUCAAGAACAAGUAUAGAGAUGUGAUCCAGCUGGAAGACAUGAAGAGGCACCAGAUAGUCCCGAGCAAGAUCAAGAAGGCAAUGAAGAAUAGAUACAACCAUAUAAAGGCAGAGGCCAGAAAGGAGCAGAGAAGACAAAACCACGGGCUUCUCCCAGAAAACCAGAAAAAAUAG
Nematocida ausubeli is the source of this 1314-nucleotide messenger RNA. RefSeq lists its product as uncharacterized. The transcript has a single exon. The record is from RefSeq and is a predicted model, not a curated record. Gene Ontology annotation, cellular component: small-subunit processome; nucleolus. Gene Ontology annotation, molecular function: protein binding. Lineage: Eukaryota; Fungi; Microsporidia. Gene Ontology annotation, biological process: maturation of SSU-rRNA from tricistronic rRNA transcript (SSU-rRNA, 5.8S rRNA, LSU-rRNA). Bases 1 to 1314 code for a protein of 437 amino acids.